AAUGCUACCCUGGCAUCAAUGUGGAACUAAAAGGAAUCAGUUGGUUAAUGGUUGUCUUUGCUUCACUUCAUGAUCCCAGAGUCCCAUAAUUUUGGUUAUUCUUGAUUCUUGAGUCUCAUCAUCAUAAAAGACACUGUGUAUGUUACCAUAAUUCUUGAUAAGAGGUGAAAGCAUUAGUUAUGCCAUCUAGAGGUAGAAAAGUUUUCUUAGGACAAAUAUUGGGUGGGAAAAGAUAGUUUACUCAAAUACAAAAUGACUUUGUAAAUUCAUUUUUCAUUCCCAAGAUGGGAAACUAGACCACUCGAAGCUUGUAACUGAAGCCUCGGGUGAAGGGUUCGGGUCUAUAUAUGGGUUUGCAGUCCACCUAACCCGGAUCCGGAUAAAAUUAUUUAAAAGCCCAUUUCCCGCCCUUCUCUGACCUUUUGUCUAUCCAAGUGAAAUGGAAGAAAAAGUGGCCGUCCUCACAGUCGCUGAACUAAUCCACACUGGCCGGCCCCUCACGGGUACAGCCUCUCUACACUCUGAUCUUAACCGUCCGGUUACUCCAACUGUCUCAUCAAACCACCGACCAUCUCCUGCUCCCACCAAUUCAGAUCGUAACCCUAAAGUUCUGACCCCGUUGAAUCACCCCGCCUUCCUCCUCGGAACCCUAACCAUAAAAUCAUCGCACGACAAUUGCAUUAAAUUCAAAGACAUUUCCGCUGAAGUUUGCUGCGACAUUCUCGACUUCAAUGUUCGCGCUAUCGGGAAGAAAAUCUACGUCACGGCUUGGAAUUUCAUUCCCUUGAAACGCGGUAAUGGUUUUCUGGAGAUUAUCAAAUGGAAGCUUCCAGAUUCAAGCUCUGUGCUUACUGGAUGUUCAAGGGCCACUACAUUCGAUUCCUUUCCGUUAAUUUCAGGUUCUGCUUUUGUUAAUGAAACAUAUACUUCCAAAGCAAGUCAUCGUAUUCAUGGCGCAGUAGAAUCAGUUAGUCCUGUUUCUAUCGUUCCGUGUUCAAAUCCAGCUUCUUUGACCGGUUCAACUAAUAUUCAAGGGUUUCUAGUGCGAGUUAUGACUUGUGAGUGUAAAUUAUGUAGUUCGAAAGAAAAUAAGACGACACAGGCCUGUAAGGUCUUCACUAAACCUGUGUUCGUAUAUUUUUGUGGUGCUGCUUCAUGUUGGCAUCCUGUUAUGAUAAAGCUUUCUGGGCAUGUUAUUACAAUCUCAGGGCUGAAGAAAAAGUUGGUUUUCAUAGCGAAAGAGGAGUCUCAGUUGAUGUUUGUAACUGUGGAGAAUUCAGUUUUGCAUGUUCCUAGGUUAUCGGAGAAAUGGUUUCCUGUUUCAAGAACUGUUAUUAAGGGGAAGGGUGAAUGCGGAGUGUAUACUGGUGUAGUAAAGGGCGUUUACAUGCGUGGUAUGAUUGUUGAGCUGGACAAUGAAGUGUGGCUUCUACUAAAUGAUAAAUUACUUAGCGUGCCACAUAGUCUUAGAGAAGGCGCUGUUAUUUCUCUGAGAAAUGUUCAUUUCGUCAAUCCAAGAUUUCCAUGGGCAAAACUUCUCAUCUUAGGUGCAUGCUUCAAGACUAGCAUUAUUGUCGAGUCAUUCUCUCCGUUGGAAGCAGGGUGCUAUAGAAAUGUUGAAUCGCAGAGUCUAUUGGGGAAGUUUGUUGAAACUUUGUCAUUUUCUGCCAGACUAUGGGCACUUCUUGUUGUUUCAUGCAUUCGGAAAAAAUUUUGUGGGAUCUUAUCUGAGAAGGAGAUUUUGGGAUCAAAGCAUGUAAGUAGCUUGCUUUUGGCCUUGGCGAGGAAAGGAGUUGCUCAGAUGUACGCUAGUUCACAUUUGCCUUCAUCUGUAAUUCGAGCUCGGCAUGGAGUAUUUACAGAAUUGUGUAAGCAUGAAUCAUGUGGCUGUGGUAAUGAACCAUAUUGUGGUAACCUGAAAUUGGUGUUGCCCAUCUCUUGUUUCACCUAUCACUGUGAAGCUAAGUGGAUAAAAAUGCUGUUACAAUCAGACAGUGAUCAACAUCUAUCAUGUGAGAACUGUCUGAUUAGUUCUCUAUCUUCAUCAGGUAAAUCUUACAGUCGAUCAAAGAGGAGGAUUUUUCCAAGUGAAGACAUGGGUAUUGUUUUGCUUGGAAGUUUAAAGGUUUCUCCAUAUUCUGGAAGGUUGCAGUUGGUUGACAUGACUGGCAGCAUUGAUGUUAUUGUACCGGACCUUUCAUUAAAUUGGAGUUCCAACAGCAUUUAUGAGGUCGUUGACUAUGGUCUUAUUGUGGAAGGCAUAACUGAAGUUUUGGAUCAGUUGGUAAUGCCUGGCAAGGAGUUAUUCUCAUGCAGAAGCAUCUUUAAUUGUGCCCCAGCAGGAAGAAAGGAAAACUUAUCAUUUAUUGUCCAUUUUCACAUGAGUAAAGCCACCAGCAGAAAUCUUCCCUUUUAUCCAAGUGUGGACCGGACAAAUGAUUUGAAGGAAUUUGGAAGUGGGGCAUUUCAUCUCAUUCGAGUAACUCAUAAAUUCCCAUUGCUACAAAAGUUUCAGGGUGAUCUGGUCAUAGCAAACAGGUCUAGUAUGUUUGUUGAGGCCAUUAUCUUACCGUGGAGUUUGGCUCUUGAUGGAAAAGAUGGAAGUAAGCAUUCAACAAAGGUGUUGAAGGAUCAAUGGAGUCAAGCCAUGGAACAUGGUGCUGGUGAAUAUUACCAAGGACAUGUUCCUGGAAAGAGGCAUAAAACUGAUUAUGCAUCAAGUGGGGCACUGACUUCAAGUUCAGGGGUUGAUUUAGGCGAUGUUGACUAUGCAUUAAACACUUGUUGUCAUACGGAUUCUAGGAAGGAAUGGAAAUGUGAAACCUUGAAUUUUCCUCUUGAAAUUCCAUGUUUUGUUACUGUUAGAAGUAUUAGUAAUUCUGACUUUGUUAGUUCUGGAAUCUUGUAUUGCGCAAAGAGUCAUGUUGAUGUCCCCAAUUUAACAGCUGAGAAGGUCUUGCUGCAAUUUAACUCUGAAGAUUCUUUGAAGUAUCAGUUGUUGCAGAUUGGUGGUUAUUACAUCAUCAAGCACCAUAUAGGAGAUCCUUUUUGUUCUAUCAAGGACUCUGACAAUGUCAGCUGUGUUAAAGCUCUAAUUACUUCUAAAACACACAUUUGGAGUCUUACAUACUCUUCUGAUGAAGUUCUAAUGAAUAAUAAAUCAUCACAUGAUCCUUCACCAAAAUAUUCCUCCUUCAGCAGUUGUAAAGCUCUGGCCGGUGAUCAAAUUGAUUUUCUUCUUCAGAGGGUCGCUGCCUGUUCUCUCGGAUGUUGUUCAGAUGUGCAUCUUCAUCUCUCUGCUAAUGCAAUAGAUAUGCUGAAGCUAAACCUGAAGAAGUUAGAGCAAGACUUUAUUAAGCCUGCUGUAAGAUCAGAAGAGGCUUCCAAUAUUUCUCCAUGUUCAUGGAACACUGUGAAUAUGUCUGUGCCUCUGUCUAUACCUACUGAUUCUAAUUGCCUGUUUCCUGAAGGGAAUUUAGUGUCUUUGCAAGGAGAUGUGAUUGCUCUUCAUGCUUUUGAUGACAAUUAUGAUGAUGUCUUUGUAAGCUGUGAAGAACUUGGUGAUGCUUUUCAGUUGAGAUUCUCUCAAGAACUUCCAAGUUCUUGCAUUCAUGUUUUGGUGGACCAUCAACUUGUAAAGGUAUUUGGUACACUUAAUGAACAUGUGUAUCUUAGUGGAUUUGGGGCUGGUGUAAAUGCGACAUUUCAUCGGAUUCUGGAAGUGGGGGGUUCAAACAGCUUGAUGUUGACAUCUGUAUCGUUUAUUGUAAUAAACUCAAUGAGGGUAGUCAAAGAACCAGAUGUUGACAAGUUUUCUGAGUUAUUGUGGAAUUCAGAUACAUGCAACAAAGACUCUAGAGACUCCAUUUCUUCUGGUCUGAUUUCUGAAUUGGCUCCAUGCUUGAAUUCUGAGCCAAUGCGCAUCCGUUGCAGAGUUGUUGCUGUCCAUUUUCUCGUUCUGGAGAAGAAGAAUAGACUAUGUGAUGAUUUACAAGUGAAAACUCACUCCAGCACCCAUCUUUUUAACAUUCCUCUUGCUUGUUUUGUGUUGGAUGAUGGGUCAUCCUCUUGUUGUUGUUGGGCUGAUGCUGAAAGAGCAGCAACCUUGCUAAGGCUGCAUGAGCAACUCCCACAGAGUGCUUUUGAAAGCAGUGGGUGGACAUUAAAGUGGGUGGCAACUGAUAACAAUGCGUGGAGAUCCACCGUGUAUCAUAUUGAAAGAAUAUUGAAGAAGUAUGACAGAAUUACAGUGAAAAACUAUGGUUCAAUGGUUGAUUCUUCUUGUCAAAAUCUUAGUGUUUCCGUCAACUCAGAAAAUGCUCUAAGCUGCUCAGACGAAAACCUCCUCAAAUUCAUAAUCUCCAAUGCUUGCUUUGGCACAUUUUGGACACUCGUUGCUAGCUCAAUGGAUCCAAGUGCUCUCAGGUAUAUGGGAAAACAACACCUUAAUGAGAUGGAGAUGACAAUGCAUUCCAUGCAAAAUAUAUGGGCUAAACAAGUUUGUUACACCAACCCUAUUACUGAGGCCAGGAAUGUGUUUCAGGAACUGAUAAACAGUGGCAGAAAAGUUCUGCAAAAGCUUGUCGAUGUUUUUGAGGUGAGUUUCUCAGGCAAAGGUAUUGGACUUUUUUACUUUUACACUGGUAGAUUCUCACGUCUUUUCUGGUUACUUUUUACUGUCCCUAGGGUUCUUCAUCCAAGUAUAAUAUAUAAAAUAAUACCAAUACGUACCAUUGGUCAUUAGAUCUACCAUUACCUCUUUUCCUUCCUCUUCAUUUGAAUUUUUCACCCACCUUCAUGUCUUGUUGUCUCUCUUUUUCUAUUGAGGGUUUCCUUUUCCUUUUCCUUUUCUUUUCCUUUCACCAUAGUCCAUUUUCAGCUGUUUCUUCUUCAGUAAACAGAGUCUUCUCGUUUCCUACACUAUCUCUCAUUCAUA
This is a messenger RNA of Mangifera indica (mango), 4936 nucleotides long. Its product is annotated as CST complex subunit CTC1. Gene Ontology annotation, cellular component: CST complex. The record is from RefSeq and is a predicted model, not a curated record. The transcript has 17 exons. Gene Ontology annotation, molecular function: single-stranded DNA binding; telomeric repeat DNA binding. Bases 440 to 4744 code for a protein of 1434 amino acids. Gene Ontology annotation, biological process: telomere maintenance via telomere lengthening; positive regulation of DNA replication. Lineage: Eukaryota; Viridiplantae; Streptophyta; Magnoliopsida; Sapindales; Anacardiaceae.